UUUGACCCUGGUCAAGUGCGCACCUCUCCACUUCCGAAAGUGUUUUUCGUGGAUUACUUUUUUUUUCCGGGCCACAGGGCGAACGAGAAUGCUCCGGAGGACUGGAACCGAAUUUCGGAUUUAGGAUUUAGUUUGGGAAUCUUUUUUUUUUUCGAAGUCGUGGUGUCUGAUUUUGUGCCUUUUAUUUUUGAUCGGGGAACUAGUGAGAUUUUACGACCCAGUGCGAUGACUCAGAGACGCAGCUAGGAUGAACCACAGACUCGGUCCAGUCUUGAUGCUAUUGUUGGUCCUGGGGGUUGAAAAUAUCAGAGCAGCGUCGUUUCGGGAUGGCCCAAAAAGACAGCCUCGUGUAGCCAUCAAUGAGUAUUUAACACCUCCAGCCCUGAAUGCUCCAUAUGCAAAUUAUGGACGACCAUCGAUUUCUGGACCUCCACCCGGAUUUCCACGGAGACCGGGAAGACAGUUAAACCAUCAACGACCAGUUACGGAUAAUUCCGGAUAUUUUUCAAGAUUUGUUAACUGGUUUAACCCUUUCGGAGGAAGAGAGAGUCCUCCGACUCAUCCUCAGUCUCCUCAGAACUCGCAGCCUCCGAGAUUUGCCCAGCCUGUUCCUCCAAAAGGAGAAUAUGGACCACCUCCAGGGUACAAGGAUGCCUUCCCUCACCCACCUCCACCCCCACCUGCCCACAACCCAGGUGACUCCAGGUUGUAUCGUCCCCCAAAGGAGAAAACCUGCAACCCGUGCAACAAAGUGCCCUGGAUUCCAAUUCCUGGUCACUCCGGAGGGGAGUUUUACGAAUCCAAAAACGUGCACCAACAAAGUGAGAUAAUUUCGGACCACGACGUGGGAGUGGUGUCUCACGAGAUCAAGACCCCAGACUUCAGUUACAACCAGAACGUAUUUUCAAAACAUGGAGGACAAGGGGAUAACGGUCCACCCUUGGUUGGUCCGAUCCCAAAUCCGCAUCUAUAUCCAGGAGCCAUGCCACCACUUUUCAAAGCCACCCCGUUCCACGGAAGCUGGGAUGAUAACGUCCAAAAUGGACCAUCUACGUCAGGACCUCAAUAUCUCCCACCACAGUCAGGACCUCAUGAUUCCAACACGAAUCCGUAUCAACAUCAAGAAUUUGGGGAGGAACUACCUCCAGAUGUAGAGGUAGCAUCAGGAAUAGAUGGAUUCAGACCUCCUUUAUCAUUCGCGUCUGAGGAACAUCAUGGAGACCAACACCAUGCCGAAUUUCAAGAUACAGGAGGACUAAGCUCCGAAAUCCAGCAAUCCCAACUGGUUUUCCAUCAGCAGGAAACUAUUUCCGCAGGAUCUGGGGGCUACUCCCUGAAGAGUCCAUCAGGUCCUGGUCCAGACGCUGGACGGAUUGCCCAACAUCCAGACUCUCAAACGAUCAUCAAACAGCAAGAAGGAGCUGCAAGCUAUUCGGCAAAGGAUCAGACAGGGCACAAUUCUGGAGGGUCAACAAUAACUCAUUCCAUCAGUUACGAAGAGUCUCCAGUGAUCGACCUGACAAUCACGGAUCAUGAAAAGGCCCCGCAGAAGAGUUAUCAUCAGUUUUCCGAAGCAUCAUCCGUUGGAGCUGGAGAUUCAUCAGCGAUUGGGGUCGAAGGUUCUCGGAAAUCUGGAGAAUCUUCUCAGAAUUCUUAUCUUCCUGUGGCACCCCAAUCUUAUGAGGACUCUUUGGUGGCAUCUACCAUCGAUAAUGGAACCGUUCACAAUCCCAAUUCCAUUGGUAACGAUAGGAUUGUUACGACCAGUGCUCCUAUCACCGUUGAAGAUGAAUUCCCGAAGGAGACGACCCAGACUCCGACGGAUUCGUCGGAAAUCUAUACUCCAGCUUCCGGAGAAGAGUUAUCAGCUACUCUUCAGGGACCUUCCGAACAGGAGUUAAGAGACAGCUAUCAACAACGAGUUUUGGGACAAGGGACUCGGGAUAGAAAGGCUCACCAGAAUUCUGGAGGUCCACAGUGGUCUUAUGGAAAUGGGGAAAAUAGUGGAGAAAGACUAGUCCCCGAUCGUCCGUCAUCUUUGUAUGUACCAUUCCCUCCUUACCCAGCCCGCAGUAUUCUGGACCAAACUACUCCAUCUUUUGGACCAACAACCGAAGAGCCAUUCCUAGAAGCUCUCAUGAAGUCUUACCAUAACUUCAGACAAGAAGUGGCCAUGGAGGAAAAUUCCGAUAGGGCAAGGCCAGGAAAAGAUGCCAGAAAUGAGCACUUUUCUAGGACCUGGUCUGGUGGGCAAAGACAAUCGUUUGAUUUUUCCUCCUCGUCCGAGAACUAUGGUCCAGGAAAUGGACCCUCGCGGGAAGACGUUUCCCAGCAUCCGGGAGCCAAGAGGAACAAGCAGGUUCAGAUUAUAAUUCCCUACACGUCUCAGCACACACCAAGUCCUUUCAAGCCUUCUUACGAAGACUGGGAUGGUAAAGGUUCACUGAGGGAAGUCAAAGCCAGGAAGGUCCCAUUUCCUGUGGCUAAUUACGAUAAUUACGCCACUCAAGAGUCCAGAAAGAUAUUAGCAACCCCCCAGGUGCCUACGGACAGUCCAGAAGGUAUUGUUCCUGGAAGGUCAGCCAACAAUUCGAUCGACGUUCUUCGACUGCAGAAGAACAUUGACAACUGGACGAUCCAAGAAUAUUCCAAAGGAACAACAUUUGCUAGCACGGCUCUGCCGACAUCUUCUGGACCGAAACUGCUUCCUUCGAAGAAGAUCCCCAGUGAAUAUCUAACUACGCCAUCAGGUUCACCUGCGAAUAGAAUAGAUAACGAAAAUGAGGAUGAUGGGAAAGGGGGGACUCAAGUUUUACCUGGAUUCAGCUUUAAUGACUUGGAACACGAAGGAUCAGCUAGUAGUCGUGUAGAGAGCUCGCGAGUUCAGGUCAUUUUUGCAAAACGUCCUACAACACAGCCAACAACAAUCAAAAUCGAGUCUGAAGGCACAUCUCAUGCUGCAACGGAAACAUCCGUCUGGAGCAACACUUCCGAGUCUACAACGGCAAGAACAAUUCUUUUAUGGCAAAGUGUUCCGGUUUCGGUUACAACAAGGGAAAAAGAGCUCGUCUACGUGGUGACGCCUCAGUCGACCUCGAAAUCCUCGAAACCUAUUGAAAUUCACAAAACUGAUAACAAUACGGAGCCAGAUAUCACGCAGAAGAGCGACGGUGAAAGUUUGCAAAAGGAACAAUCCAAAUCUCUCGGUUUCGAACUUAUCGAGAGAGCUUAUCAAGUGUUGCCGCAAGCCGUGAACAAUUUGGCUGCUAUCACGUCUACGGCAUCCGAAGGUGCUCCACUUUGGGGGAUUAUGGAACACGAAGAGUAUGUCAAAGUCGAUUCCGAAACCUCGGAUCGACCCAAACUGUACGCUGGACAUUCCAAGGUGUCAAAUGCGAGCCACUGACGAAGCUAUUUGUGAACCUGUGAAUUUUGGGUGCGAGAACCGUGAUACAAGGUGUAAUUAAGAUAGUGAAUGAUGACACUAACGUGUGUGUAUUUUGUCACGAAUCUCGAGAAACUGAGUUUAAUUCCUAAGAAGAGACAAGGUGCCUUUUUUUGACGUCCUCCAUUUCGAAAUUCGUCGAAACUUGCAGAGAUGAAGUUUCCGGUGUAUCUUUUUACGUGAAACCCUUUUCAUGUUCUACGUAAAAACAUAAAACCCUCGGAUGAGAGGACGAGCCUUGAGAGUGAUAACUACAAUUAAUAUAAGUUAUUGAAAAAUA
Molecule: messenger RNA, 3725 nt
Organism: Orussus abietinus
Lineage: Eukaryota; Metazoa; Arthropoda; Insecta; Hymenoptera; Orussidae
Product: flocculation protein FLO11
Exons: 7
Coding region: 248-3406 (1052 amino acids)
Source: RefSeq, a predicted model, not a curated record